UACUCGAGUCACCCUCAUUUUUCAAUGAAUCCCCCGGAAAACUGAUGCCACCGCAAUUUUGAGGAUUUGUUCUCUUAAAACAAUAACCCCAAACUCUCCCGGAUUCAUCUCAAAAUCCCUAGCCUCAACAUGUUCUUCGCGUAACCCACGAAACAUGACGUAUAUACGCGAUCUUGUGGUAGUUCCUCACCACCGAUAAUCCAUUACCUGCAAUAAUAAUACAGUGAACAAACUCCGUCGAUCAAUAAUCCAAUUUCAAUUGUACGGAUGAUUGAGCAGUGAAAAAAACCGAUAAACUGUUCUCGCAAUUACCCAAAAAGGCUGUACAGUGGAUACGACAAGAGGCCUCGCGAGUGUGCGUGUCUCGGUCAAUCUGCCAUGAUAGGUCGGAACGCGUCCCCUUCGCGACCCGAAAAAGUCGAUGAAUAAACCACGAAAUGCGGGAGCUCCUCUGUGAGGAGCAACACUUUACGUGAGUGUAAGGGUUGCAGAAUGGUGGUGGAUAGUCUUUCAGUUCAGGGGUCGGCAACGACAGUGAGGAAGCACGAGCGUAGACUCGGUGGCAUGGUGGGGAAUAAGAUGCAGCCAAACGGUAAUGCCGGUGGCGGUAUGACGCCCAAGGAGUUGUGUGACAAUGACGAUCUUGCCACUUCACUUGUGCUAGAUCCGUACCUGGGCUUUGUCACCCACAAAAUGAACAUUAGGUAUCGACCAUUGAAGGCAAACAGGGACGAGCUUCGAAAGAUAAUAACGGAUUUCAUUCAGACCCAGAAUUACGACAAAACGUACAAAAAAUUGAUGGGCGGGGAUUGGGGGGCUAGACUACCACACACAAAGUCCAAACAGCAGCAGAUUAAUUUACAAGGCCAUGUAUAUCGUUAUCUCAGGGUCUUCGACAAAGACUCGGGUUUUGCUAUUGAGCCAUGCUACAGGUACUCCCUGGAGGGCCAGAAGGGUGCAAAAAUAUGUGCAACACGCAAAUGGCUGAAGCACGAUAAAAUUCCAUGUCUCGUUGGUUGUAUUGCUGAAUUGAGUGAGAAGGAGGAGGCUGCUCUCUUGCAUCCUGGUAAAAAUGAUUUUUCCGUUAUGUUCAGCUGUAGAAAAAAUUGUGCACAACUGUGGCUUGGGCCAGCAGCUUACAUCAAUCACGAUUGUCGGGCCAAUUGUAAAUUUGUGGCAACUGGACGUGAUACUGCCUGUGUUAAAGUAUUGAGGGACAUCGAAGUUGGCGAGGAGAUAACUUGUUUUUAUGGGGAGGACUUUUUUGGCGAUGGCAAUUGCUUUUGCGAGUGUGAAACAUGUGAGAGGCGGGGCACUGGGGCAUUUGCCAGCCAAAAACCCGGCGAUGAGUUGUCCACAGGCUAUCGUCUUCGCGAAACCGACAACCGAAUAAAUCGUACAAAGCACCGCCAGCAACCACCGAGUUCCAACAAGCAGUCAGACCCCAGCCUGACCGAGCGAAACGCCGUCCUAGUUGGUACAGCAGCAGUGGCCCCCCAAUCCCUGAGCAUGAAGGAGCUACGCCGCAAGGGUUUGACGAAGUACGAUGCUGAGCUGUUGAUAGCGCAGGGCUGUCGUUUCUCGGAUAUUGCCCAGCAGCAGCAGCCGUUACCCGUGGAUGAUGGGGCCACCUCAACACCCCCAUCGCGACCCCAUCCGUCCCCCAUGAAUGCCCAUGGCACGAGGAAUCUUCGUAACAAGCAGACGAGCAAGAGUGAGACGAAUGACAGCAGUGGAAAUGUUAAAAAUGGCCAGAGUCUCAGGGCUUCGAGACUUCAGAGAAGAACUGAGACGAAACGAACGCGUGCCAGUGUCGACGAACGUCCAGCUCCACUGGCUGAUAACAAUCGUGAUAACGAUGUCAAUCAUCAUAAGAAUGAGUACGAGAGAAUAAGCAUCACGAGGUUUAGCGAUGAAUCGAAGGAGAAUCCUGGUGACACGAGAAUUCACGAUACAAAUGCCAAAAUUGAGGGAAAAAUUAAUCGGAGUUGUUCGGUGUUAUCGAAAAAUUCGGAUUUCGAUGAUUUGAAUUCAAAGAGUGGAAAUACUGAUUUGAUACUGGGUGAUAAGGAGGUUGACGAGUCAUCGCAAAAUUGGAGAAAUUCGGGAACAGUUUCGCUGAAUGGUAUGAGUAAGAGACGAAAGUCUAUUGAGUCUUGUGUCGAUUCGAGGGAUAUUGAGCAUCGAAAAUCACCGGCACACGGUGAAACGCCGAGGAAAUCGACCUUUGGACAGGUGGAGGGACAAAGUGUGGAUCCGGAGGUCGAGGAGUUUAUAAAUGCUGCCAAGACUGCCCCUAUGGAGAGUGAAUUUACCAAGAGUUUCAAUGGUAUGCAUAAUGCUAAGAAGAGUCAGGAUAAAAUUGAUGAUAUUCAGAACGAUUGCACCAGGAUAAUUGAGGAGAAGUGCCUCGAGAUUCGACGACAAGUUAAUGGAAUUCUGGGGAACAGUGAUGAUUAUGAAAUGGGGUACAGUGAUGAUAAAUGUAAGAAUAUGGAGGAACAGUUGAUGGCAGUGAAAGACUCGAGUUCCAACAAAUCCGAGGAUACCAGAAGCUUGACCCUCAAAAGAUCAGAAGAUACCCCUGAAUUAAUUCCACAAACAACACCAAAAUCCAGGAGAAAAAAUAAACGUUGUCGUGGAGGAGUGACAAAGUCCCGGAAACGAAAGCUCAUUACUGAUAUGAAUGUUAAAGAUGACUCGAGCCACUCCAAGACACGAGGUAAAGUGAAGGUGAAUGGCAGACUAACGAGGAGCUCCAAGAAGGAGCAGAAGGUAAUGACGAGUGUAAUUGGAGCUGGUGACGAUGACUCGGGAAUUCAGGGAGACAUCUACGAGUUUAACGAUAAGGAGAGUAAUCCAGAUGAGAUGGAAGUGAUCAGGAGAAAUAAGCAGGAGAGCCAGGAGGAGCCUAGUGAAAGUAGACUCCAGGAAUUUAGCAAACUCGAGGCACCAGUACUCGUGGCUGAGAAGCCCUGGCCGACGAAAAACAAGGAGACGAGGCACUCCAGAGAGCCAUCGUUCGAAUCAACCGAGAAUCAGGACAGAUCGAAUGUCGAUGAUUCCCUUCUCAAGAAGCCUCAUCUCCCACCACCAGAGAAUUGCCACUGGCAAGCGGAGACCCGCUGCAGGGAAUGUCCAAUUACUCCGGAACGUCCUGGUGGACGUUUAAAGCUCACACUGCGCAUGAAACGUUCACCAAUUCUGGACGAUGUCGUUGAGUCUGGUACGAGUCUGAGCGAAGACAGUUACGAGCCUGAGUACGAGGUUCUCAGGGUCGAGGGAGUCGAGAGCUCCAGACGAAAGAAAAAACACAAAACUCGCGAUCGGGAGAGACGACAUAAAAAAAGAGAAAUUCAUUUGGAUCCACCACCACCACCCAUGAAGAGACUUCGACUCAUCUUUGGGAAUGAAACACACACCAUUGAUCUGCCACACUCUUAACGAUUCACCUCUGGGUAAAUUUAAAAUGGGUAAAUUCGAGUUUUAAUGAUCUGUCGAGGCCUCCGAGUGGGGAGGAUCAUUUGUUCUUUUUUUUUCACGUAUUGCGGUGGCACAGGCAAUUGGGGGGGAAUUAUACUUCAAUUAUACUAUUGUACAAUAGUAUUAUCGUGGAAAUAAAUAACAGCUUGUGCUGUUUAGGUAGAAAUUAGUAUUACUUAUGUACUCGAGAGAAUUGCACAGGCAAAUUCAGGAAAUUUAAGGGGUUACGGAGACUUGAAUCGAUUUCUUAUAUCAGUAAAAAUGUACAUAGCGAUUACGUUAAGUAAAGAAAUCGUACGACAAUUGCGGAUUAACGGAUUGGGGUGAAAGGUUUUUCUCACUGCGAAGAGGAGAGGGAGAGAGUUUUUGGCGAGGGAUGUCAUUGUACGCAUGAGAAAAUUUCAUUGGAAAAUUGGGAAUGUCAUUUGAAAUUUUACUUUCUCAGAUAGUCGAUUAUUCUUUCAGUGGAAAUCAAUGUUUUAUAUUUCUGUACAAUUUUUUCUCCUGGUACAUUUUCCCUGGAACACUAUAUUCAAAUUUUUCGAGAUCAAUUCUACAAUUUUUUUUAAUGAUUUCGUUCCUCUUCGUGAACAAGUCGAACGGAGAGUUUGUUCUGUAGAACAAGUUGUAAAGAAAAAUCACAUGUUAUUAAUUUUUAGAUUAUUUUCUAGUGUUAAAAGAAUAUCUAUAAAUUCACGGAAAAAUAUGACUAAAAUUUAAUAAAUAGAAGUUGUCCAAUGGGAACUCGACGAGAAAUUUUUGUUUAACUUUUUCUAUGAAAUUUUAUCGUGCAUGUGAUGUCCCUUAUUGGCCGAAAAACGUUUGGCUGUCGUCAUGACGCGUACCAGUCCCUCAUGACGGUCAGUUCGUACUUCAAUUAUCGAUUUUCAUAAUUGAAGUUUCAUCGAUCACAUUUGGAGAUGAAAUAAUCGGAAUUCAAUGAAAAAUUAAUGAAUGCAAUUGAAAUGAAAAAAAUUGUGUGAGUUGUACACAUUAUUCAGGCCCUCUCUGGACAUUUGAUUUGCUUUUAUCUCUUACAAAAAAAAAUUUCCAGUCUAAAUGAUCAGUAAUUAUUAGGAGAAAUUCUCCUUCGCUCGUGCAAUAGAAUUAAUCCCAUGAACGUAUAAAUAAUUAUAAAUAAAAUUCAGUGAAGUAAUUGAGUGCGAUGUAAAAAGAAUCUUCUAGAGUUUGAGAUAAUCUAAAAUUUAGAAACUUAGAUUUUUCCUGGAAAAAGAUUAUCCACUUUUUCCCCCAAUUCUACUAUAUGAUGAAAAAAAAAACGUUUGUGAUAUACUAUUACUAUGACACAUAAAAUAUUUGUUUCGAAUGAUUGGGAGAUGCUGUAGCUAUUGAAAUUCAUUUUUUUUAACUAAUUCGGAAUUGCAGAAAAUUCGUGGAAAAAAUUAAUAGAAAAAUCCAACACUUUCUUUUACUUUAUUUCAUUUUCUUGAACGUGAGACAACUUUCAUUCAAAUGAGAUAUUUAUACAUAGUUUUUUCUUAUUGUUUAAUGUCAAGUCUUCGGAAUUAAUUUUCUAAUCUUUCUCUACGUCCAAAAAAUCUGUUUUCUUCAAUAAAAUAAUUUUAAAAACUGUUAAGUUAGUGGCAAGAAAGCUUGAUUAAAGUCGAGAGCCCAAGAUUUUUCUAUUAAUUUAUCGAGUAUGUGCGGCAGGGAAUUUAAUUCAUUGAAUGAGGGAUGAAUCAGAUGGAUCAACUUGAAAAUGAUUGUUCUCCUGCAAAGCUGAUCGAAUGAAAUUGCCUCAUCUCAUUACAAUUCACCACAAAGUCGAUUUAUCGGAAAAAUUCGGAGGGGUAAUAUCGUCGGUAAUUUCGUGGUUUAACCAAACUAGUUGGAUAGAAUUUUUUCACUAUUAUAAAUCCUGGUGAACUGAGAGUAAUUACUGAGGACAAUGCCCACGCAUUCAACUUAUUUCUUUUCCAUUAAUUUUUCACACUGAGAAAGAGGAAGAUCAUAAAGUCCAGCGUUUAUGAAAAAAAAAACUACUCACUUGUUUCUUCGAGGUAAAUUAAUUUUUCUCUCACUGCCAUUAGAUGAAUUUUUAAUUGUUAUAUAGGAUGAUUAUUAUGUACCAUUUUCAUUGUCGCGGCUUGAAUGUGUUAUCAUUCGUUAUUUAAUUGGCAUGAAUUUCGCUGUGAAAUGACAAAAGAUUAACUGAGUGAAGAGUUGUCAAAUAAUAUUGACUAGAUAAAAAUUGAACAGUGAUCGGUGAUUGUUGAAGGGUCGGAAAAGAUGUGAAUCCAUGUCCUGGAAUUUUAAAUAAUUUUUAAUUCACGAAUGAUUUACCACCUGUGGGGAAUGCUCCACGCGGCAGUAUUUGUAAUCACGUUAAUUAUUAAUUGUUCGUUUUUAAUGUCUUUUUUUUUUUCUCUUUUUGUACGAUCCCAGAAAAUGCAAACCGGUUCAAACUGCAGAUGAAAAAGCGAAGUUAACGAGACGAGAAGAUACAUUGUCAUUAUUAUUUUUUAUGAAUUAGGAUAUCGCAAUAAACGACUUCAAAUAAUUA
This is a messenger RNA of Diachasmimorpha longicaudata, 6007 nucleotides long. RefSeq lists its product as uncharacterized. The transcript has 4 exons. Gene Ontology annotation, molecular function: histone H4K20 methyltransferase activity; protein binding. Bases 493 to 3444 code for a protein of 983 amino acids. The record is from RefSeq and is a predicted model, not a curated record. Gene Ontology annotation, cellular component: nucleus. Lineage: Eukaryota; Metazoa; Arthropoda; Insecta; Hymenoptera; Braconidae.